AUGCAAGCACUGCAGCAAAGUGCAUUUCCUGCACGACAACUCUAUCCAUCCUUGUCUAACAACAGUGAAACUGCAACAGCAAAUUCGAAUGCGAGCCAAAUUGCAUGGAAUAUACAUUUACGACAAGUAGCAUUGAACUUGAUGACAUUGCAAAGGUUGCAAGCUGCAAGUAAUGUAGAACGGGUUAUUCCUGAAAAACAAUUAUAUCCAAUACAUAUUGCUUCUGCUGCAGCUGCAAGCAGUGGAGAAAGAAAUAUGCAAUCUUGCGCGAGUUGCAACAAACUAUUCAUUAAUACAUAUUCCUUAGAACAACAUAUACUUGAACAACACAAUCAAUGCUCAAAAAUAUCCGCUUCUGAGAAGCAAUUCGAAUGUAAGCAAUGUGGAAAAGCAUUUAAACGUUCCUCAACUUUAAGUACUCAUUUACUUAUUCAUAGUGAUACAAGGCCAUAUCCAUGUGAUUAUUGUGGUAAACGUUUUCAUCAAAAAUCAGAUAUGAAAAAACAUACAUAUAUUCAUACAGGUGAGAAACCUCACAAAUGUAUGGUAUGUGGUAAAGCAUUUUCUCAAUCAUCCAACUUAAUUACACAUUCACGUAAGCAUACCGGCUAUAAACCGUUUUCAUGUGAUAUUUGUGGCAGGACAUUUCAACGUAAGGUUGAUCGUCGUCGGCAUCGUGAAAGUCAUCAUUCUAAUGAAAUUUGCAUUCAUCGAUCACUAAGAAAUAGUAUCGAUCAAAGUGCUUCAAAUAAUUAUACAAAUUUGAUGAGCCAAUCAUCGUUCGUGAAUUCGAAUCAUCUUGAAGCACCAAAUAAUGCAAUUCUGAAUCCGAAACCGGUGCGUUUUCUCAUGCCAGAAUCUGAUGAGGCAUUAAAUCUUAGCUCAAGAUAG
Loa loa (African eye worm) is the source of this 891-nucleotide messenger RNA. Its product is annotated as growth factor independence. The transcript has 4 exons. Gene Ontology annotation, biological process: regulation of transcription by RNA polymerase II. Gene Ontology annotation, molecular function: DNA-binding transcription factor activity, RNA polymerase II-specific; RNA polymerase II cis-regulatory region sequence-specific DNA binding. Gene Ontology annotation, cellular component: nucleus. The record is from RefSeq and is a predicted model, not a curated record. The coding region runs from base 1 to 891 and encodes 296 amino acids. Lineage: Eukaryota; Metazoa; Nematoda; Chromadorea; Rhabditida; Onchocercidae.